AUGUCUGACAAAGUUGAUCAUUUCCCUAAUCACACUGGUGAAUACCAGGACGCUGAAAAGCAGGUGCCCCACCAACAAGAGCAAGAGCAAGAAGUGGAAGAGUCCUCAUAUCAACAAGAGGAACAUGCUCCUCCUGCCUCUGCUCCCCAAGAAGACUCAGAAGAGAAUGACGAACCCGAUGAGAACAUUGACGAACUCAUCGAGGAACUCUUCUCCGAAGAUGUUCACGAUGAAGAAGAGGAGACUGAGGAAACUGCUGCCGGUGAAGCCAAGCCUGUUCCCGAAGAACUUCUUCAAACCUCCAUUCAAACCGGUUUGUCCUCUUCUGAAGUUGACGAACGUCGUAAGAAGUACGGUUUGAACCAAAUGAAGGAAGAGUCCGAGAACGGCUUUCUCAAGUUCCUCAUGUUUUUCGUCGGUCCCAUUCAAUUCGUUAUGGAAGCCGCUGCCGCUCUUGCCGCUGGUCUUCGUGACUGGGUCGAUUUUGGUGUCAUUUGCGCUCUUCUCUUGCUUAACGCCGUUGUCGGUUUCGUUCAAGAAUUCCAAGCUGGUUCCAUUGUCGAUGAAUUGAAGAAGUCUCUUGCCUUGAAGGCCGUUGUCAUGCGUGAUGGUCACAUCCAAGAAGUUGAGGCUAACGAAGUCGUCCCUGGUGAUAUCCUCCACAUGGACGAAGGUACUAUUAUCUGUGCUGAUGGCCGUAUCGUCUCCGAAAACGUUAACUUGCAAGUUGACCAAUCUGCUAUUACUGGUGAAUCUCUUGCCGUCGAAAAGAGCCACAACGACCCCACCUACGCUUCCUCUGGUGUCAAGCGUGGUGAAGGUUUCAUGGUUGUUACCCACACUGGUGACUCUACUUUCGUCGGUCGUGCUGCUGCUUUGGUCAACGCCGCUUCUGGUGGUACUGGUCACUUUACCGAAGUCCUUAACGGUAUCGGUACUGUUCUUUUGGUCCUUGUCUUGUUUACUCUCUUCUGUAUCUACACUGCUGCUUUCUACCGUUCCGUUCGUAUUGCCCGUCUUUUGGAAUACACUCUUGCCAUCACCAUUAUUGGUGUCCCCGUCGGUCUUCCCGCCGUCGUUACCACCACUAUGGCUGUCGGUGCCGCUUACUUGGCUCAAAAGAGAGCUAUUGUUCAAAAGCUUUCUGCUAUCGAAUCUCUCGCUGGUGUCGAAGUUCUUUGCUCCGACAAGACUGGUACUUUGACCAAGAACAAACUCUCUUUGGGUGAACCCUUCACUGUCUCUGGUGUCUCUGGUGACGACUUGGUCUUGACUGCCUGUUUGGCUGCCUCCCGUAAGCGUAAGGGUUUGGAUCCCAUCGACAAGUCUUUCUUGAAGGCUUUGAAGAACUACCCUGGCCCCAAGAACACUCUCUCCAAGUACAAGGUUAUCCACUUCCAACCUUUCGAUCCCGUAUCCAAGAAGGUUACUGCCUACGUCGAAUCUCCCGAAGGCAAGCGAAUCACUUGCGCCAAGGGUGCUCCUCUCUGGAUUUUGAAGAUGGUUGAAGAAUCUCAUGCUAUUGAUGAAGAAGUCUUGAAGGCCUACAAGGAGAAGGUUGGUGACUUGGCCUCUCGUGGUUACCGUUCUUUGGGUGUCGCUCGUAAGUUCGAUGGUGAAAACUGGCAAAUCAUGGGUAUCAUGCCCUGCUCUGAUCCUCCUCGUGAUGACACUGGCCGUACUAUCUCUGAAGCUAAGCGUUUGGGUCUCCGUGUUAAGAUGCUUACCGGUGAUGCCGUCGAUAUUGCUAAGGAAACUGCUCGCCAAUUGGGUAUGGGCACUAACAUCUUCAACGCUGAACAACUCGGUAUUACUGGUGGUGGUAACAUGCCUGGUAAUGAAGUUUACGACUUCGUUGAGGCUGCUGAUGGUUUCGGUGAAGUUUUCCCUCAACACAAGUUCGCUUGCGUCGAUAUUCUCCAACAACGUGGUUACUUGGUUGCUAUGACUGGUGAUGGUGUUAACGAUGCUCCCUCUUUGAAGAAGGCUGAUACUGGUAUCGCCGUCGAAGGUGCUACUGAUGCUGCCCGUUCUGCUGCUGAUAUUGUCUUUUUGGCUCCCGGUCUUUCUGCUAUCAUUGAUGCUCUUAAGACUUCUCGUCAAAUUUUCCACCGUAUGUACUCAUACGUUGUCUACCGUAUUGCCUUGUCUCUUCACUUGGAAAUCUUCUUGGGUCUCUGGAUUAUCAUUCAAAACCGUUUGCUCAACUUGGAAUUGAUCGUCUUCAUUGCUAUUUUCGCUGAUGUUGCUACUUUGGCUAUUGCUUAUGACAAUGCUCCUUACUCUGCGAGACCCGUCAAGUGGAACUUGCCUCGUCUGUGGGGUCUCUCCACCGUUGUCGGUAUUGUUUUGGCCGUCGGUACCUGGAUUACCAACACCACUAUGAUUGCUCAAGGUCAAAACCGUGGUAUUGUUCAAAACUUUGGUGUUCAAGACGAAGUUUUGUUCCUUGAAAUCUCUCUUACUGAGAACUGGUUGAUUUUCGUUACUCGUUGCAAUGGUCCUUUCUGGUCCUCUAUCCCUUCUUGGCAAUUGUCUGGUGCUGUCUUGGUUGUCGAUAUUCUCGCUACCAUCUUCUGUAUCUUCGGUUGGUUCAAGGGUGGUCAUCAAACCUCUAUUGUUGCCGUUCUUCGUAUCUGGAUCUACUCUUUCGGUGUGUUCUGUAUCAUGGCCGGUUUCUACUACAUCUUGUCUGAAUCUACCGCUUUCGACCGCUUUAUGAACGGUAAGCCCCGUGAGAGCAGAGACAAACGCUCUGUUGAAGACCUUGUUGUUGCCUUGCAACGCACUUCUACUCACCAUGAGAAGGGCGAUGCUUAA
Messenger RNA from Schizosaccharomyces osmophilus, 2820 nucleotides. It is a transcript of the gene pma1, whose product is annotated as plasma membrane P-type proton exporting ATPase, P3-type Pma1. The record is from RefSeq and is a predicted model, not a curated record. Gene Ontology annotation, cellular component: plasma membrane. The transcript has a single exon. Gene Ontology annotation, biological process: regulation of intracellular pH; proton export across plasma membrane. Bases 1 to 2820 code for a protein of 939 amino acids. Lineage: Eukaryota; Fungi; Ascomycota; Schizosaccharomycetes; Schizosaccharomycetales; Schizosaccharomycetaceae. Gene Ontology annotation, molecular function: ATP hydrolysis activity; ATP binding; P-type proton-exporting transporter activity.